This is a messenger RNA of Helicoverpa zea (corn earworm), 2506 nucleotides long. It is a transcript of the gene Tsr1, whose product is annotated as pre-rRNA-processing protein TSR1 homolog. The transcript has 9 exons. Gene Ontology annotation, biological process: ribosome biogenesis; endonucleolytic cleavage of tricistronic rRNA transcript (SSU-rRNA, 5.8S rRNA, LSU-rRNA); maturation of SSU-rRNA from tricistronic rRNA transcript (SSU-rRNA, 5.8S rRNA, LSU-rRNA). The record is from RefSeq and is a predicted model, not a curated record. The coding region runs from base 97 to 2463 and encodes 788 amino acids. NCBI's taxonomy places the organism in Eukaryota, Metazoa, Arthropoda, Insecta, Lepidoptera, Noctuidae. Gene Ontology annotation, molecular function: GTPase activity; U3 snoRNA binding; GTP binding. Gene Ontology annotation, cellular component: preribosome, small subunit precursor; nucleus.
AGUGUCAAGGCUCAAACGUCAAGUUUCAUGCCGACUACCAUGUGCUUGUAUUAUAUAGUAAAUAAUUUAAGUUUUCUGCGUUUUUAAUUACCAAAAAUGCAGCAGGCCCAUCGUGCAGGUAAUCUGAAGCAGAGCAACAAGGCUCAUAAGUCUCGCCAUCGUUCUAAACGUGGUAUUUCCGCGGCAGUGAAAGGCAAGGUAAAUGUAAAGGAAUUUGUGCGACGCAAUCGUCACAUAUUAAAGAAAGAUGAGCGUCGUCACCAAGCCUUGCAGAUUCGCAAAAACAAACGUGAGGAGGUUUUGUCGAAGAAACGUGCAUUAGGUGGCACUAGAAACCCGCCAUUCUUGGUCUGCGUGGUGCCAUUGAACGCGCAGCUGGAUGUGCAAUCUGCUCUUGUUAUCCUGAAGACUUGUUCUGAAGGAGCUAUUGUUUCUCAGUCUUCUAAUGGCAUCCUUCAUCUUGGUUUACCCAACUUCAAACAAAGGUUCUCUUUUGUUUGCCCAGAAGUGGACAAUGACUUUGCCCUGCUGGAUGCACUUAAAGUGGCAGACACUGCUCUCUUUGUUACCUCAGCACUUGACGAGCCUGUGGACGAAUGGGGUGAGAAAGUUCUAGCACUAUCCAUGGCCCAAGGUAUGCCCACUCCAAUAGUUGCCACAAUGGACAUAGAAGGAGUUCAUCCAAAAAAGCGGACAACUGAAAAACAAAACGUACAGAAGCUGGUAUCAAAAUGGCUGCCCGAAGAAAAAGUGGUACAGCUAGACAAAAGUUCUGAUGGACUCAACCUGUUACGUAGAAUCGGUAACCAGAAGCGUAACAUCAUCCAUCAUAGAGAAAAGAGACCUUAUAUGUUGGCAGAGGAGGUUGAAUAUGUGCCUGACGGUGAAGGCGAGAGUGGUACUCUGAAGAUAAGUGGCUACUUACGUGGUAUGCCACUGAAUGUCAAUGGUUUAGUUCAUAUCACUGGGUUGGGUGACUUCCAAAUGUCCAAGAUCGAUGGGCUUGAAGACCCACAUCCAUUGAACCUGGGCAAAGAGAAUGCAAAGUCAGAUGAUACUAUGGAUGCUGAGGUAACAAAGGUUUCGGUACUGCAGGUUGCUGACCCAGCUAAACAGGAGAGUCUUGUGUCAGAGAAUGUACCUGAUCCAAUGGAAGCUGAACAGACAUGGCCUACUGAGGAAGAAAUUCAACAAUCUAAUUUGGAGACUAAGACAAAAAAAGUCAAAAAGGUACCCAAAGGCUGGUCAGACUACCAAGCAGCCUGGAUUGUUGAAUCGGACGCUGAAGGAGAAGGAUCAGACGACGGCAGUGACAGUGAGGAUGAUGACGAAGAUGAUGAAUUCAUGUCAUGUGAGGAAGACAAGUCUGACCAAGAAGAGAAUGCAGGAGACAAUGACUUUGAAUCCGUGACUGAGUCAGAAGUAGGACCAACCGAUGAGAAGUACGAUGCAACUAUAGAUGCAGCUGAAGAACAUGAGAUGCUACAGAAACUUGCUGCUGCUAAAGAAGACCAGCAGUUCCCUGAUGAAGUGGACACUCCUCAAGACGUGCCAGCAAGGGAACGGUUCAUGCGGUACAGAGGGUUGGAGUCAUUCCGAACGUCGCCGUGGGACCCUAAAGAGAAUCUUCCGGAAGAUUUUGCUAGGAUAUUCCAGUUUGAGAAUUAUGAUAGAACAAGGAGGAGGGUGUUCAAGGAGCUGGAGGAUAGUUUGAUUAAUAUGUAUGGCUUCUACAUCACAAUCCACGUCAAGGACAUUCGCCAAGACCUAUGGAAGGCCUUCCAUUCAGCAAAUGCAAAGGCUCCUCUAUCAGUCUUCGGUCUUCUCCCUCAUGAACAGAAGAUGUCAGUAAUGAACGUAGCCCUCAAACGUACUGGAGCUAGUGAUGAACCGAUUAAGAGUAAAGAGAGGUUGAUCUUCCAAGUUGGGUAUAGGCGGUUUAUUGUCAAUCCCAUAUUCAGUCAGCAUACUAAUGGUAGUAAGCAUAAGUAUGAGAGAUUCUUCCAACCUGGAUCGACGUGUGUAGCGUCGUUCUUCGCACCUAUACAAUUCAGUCCUUCUUCAGUGCUAUGUUUUAAGGAAAAGAAGAAUACUAAGCUUCAAUUAUUAGCAACAGGAGUAUUAUUGUCGUGCAACCCAGACAGAUUGAUCAUUAAGAGGAUUGUACUUUCUGGUCAUCCUUACAAGGUGCACAAGAAAUCUGCAGUCAUUAGGUUUAUGUUCUUCAAUAGAGAUGACGUCAUAUACUUCAAGCCAUGCAAACUUAGGACAAAGUAUGGCCGCACUGGACACAUAAAAGAAGCUUUAGGUACCCACGGCCACAUGAAGUGCGUAUUCGACGGCCAGCUGAAAUCUCAAGACACAGUACUCCUCAACUUAUACAAACGAAUGUUCCCCAAGUGGACCUACGAAAAUUGUAUUGUAACUGAUAGAGAUACGAAGGAUACAGACAUGAUGGAGUAAUUAUGUAGAUUUUAGGAACAAAUAAAGGCUUAUGUUACAGCUA